AUGCGAAUUAUACACUAUGGCGGUACGUGCGCGUGUGAUAUAUUGUGGAAUGGCAACACGCUGGAGAGCCUCGGUGUCAGCAAGCGCAAAAUUAUUCGCUCGACUACGAUGUUUGCGCCCAACAACGCUAAUACACCGGCGCGGGCUGCGCUGGUUCUAUGGCAUAAUAAGAGCCGGCUUAUUUUGAUCAACGCAACAAGUAGCAGAGUGGCGGGCGGGGAGGGGCCCGUGCGUGCGCGCGCGCCUGGCACGCGCCCCACCGCCGCACGCCGCUCACUCUACUUAGUGUCGGGGGUGCACGCCACCUCUGCCAAUCCACCGGCAACCUCCGCGGCACGCACUCGUGCGCUCGACUUGACC
This is a messenger RNA of Brenthis ino (lesser marbled fritillary), 360 nucleotides long. NCBI's taxonomy places the organism in Eukaryota, Metazoa, Arthropoda, Insecta, Lepidoptera, Nymphalidae. The record is from the annotation of a GenBank genome assembly.